Cyanistes caeruleus (blue tit) is the source of this 460-nucleotide messenger RNA. Lineage: Eukaryota; Metazoa; Chordata; Aves; Passeriformes; Paridae. The record is from RefSeq and is a predicted model, not a curated record.
UCUCCCAGCCGCAAUUCCCGGAAUUCCCUUUUCCAGGAGAGCUUCGAUUACAUCGGCAGCUCCCGCCUGGUUUGGGACAUGGAGCAGGAGAAAUUCCCGCUGCGCCUGGAGAACGUCGGAGCCUUCCUGGAGCUGGGCCAGGUGGCGCUGCAGAACGACUCCGUGCUCUGGCUGCACACGGAUCCCAUCUCCCGCCGGAACGAAUCCGUGGACGAGCAGGUGAGGCCGGAAUCCCGGGAAUGUUCCUCAUCCCGAGAAACCCCCGGGAAUUCCCAAAUUCCCUUUUCCGUGGCUGUUCCAGCCGAAAAUCCCCAUCCCGAAUAUCCCGGGAAAAUCCGGAAUUUCCUGCAGGAUUUCCCAUUGUUCCCAUUUUUCCAUCCCCAUUCCCACCAUUCCCACAUCCCCAUUCCCUUCCCGUUGUUCUCAUUCCCGAUUUUCCAUUCAUUCCCCCAUUCCCAUU